Messenger RNA from Triticum dicoccoides, 786 nucleotides. Its product is annotated as auxin-responsive protein SAUR40-like. Gene Ontology annotation, biological process: response to auxin. The record is from RefSeq and is a predicted model, not a curated record. Lineage: Eukaryota; Viridiplantae; Streptophyta; Magnoliopsida; Poales; Poaceae. Bases 70 to 546 code for a protein of 158 amino acids. The transcript has a single exon.
UACAAUCCGCCGGCGCAUCCACCACUCUUGGCCCGCUCCCUCUUGAGUCGGUCGACGUUCACGGGCGGCAUGGCGGCGAGCAAAGGCGCGAGGAAGAACCUGGUGUCGAGGACCCUGGAGCGGUGCAGGUCCGGGCUCGCCAGCGGCGGCCGGUCGUCGGCGGCGGUGGCGCCGGGGUGCUUCUCGGUGUACGUGGGCCCGGAGCGGGAGCGAUUCGUGGUGCGCGCCGACCGCGCCAACCACCCGCUCUUCCGCCGUCUCCUCGACGACGCCGAGCAGGAGUAUGGCUACGCGGCGCAGGGGCCCCUCGCGCUGCCCUGCGCCGUCGACGCCUUCCUCGACGUGCUCUGGCACAUGGACCACGACGUCCACCACGACGACGACGACGAGGUCGCCUCGGCACCGUCGACGCCGAUAUGCGGCCUGCAGCGCGCCGGCAGCGGGAACAUCAAGGUCCGGCCGGCGGGGUACCGGGUGCUCAGCCCGGCCAAGUCCACGCCGGCGUCCUUCUUCUUCUCGCAGACGGCGGCUGGCGGUAGGAGGUGAGCUCUAGGCGCGCAGCUAGCUAGCAGGAGCGGCUUGCAUGCAGAACCGAGAGGAAUCUGCGCGAGCAUACACAGAUCGAGCAGGUGCUUAAUUUGCACAUACUUAGACGUCUCAAUCACACACAAACGAAAGGAAAGAAGAUCGAUUCUAUGCAUGCAUGUAAGCGCGUGUGUUUGGUGUUUUCUUGUAUUACCAGUUUCAUCUACUUUUUUUUGCGGGUGACCAGUUUCAUCUACUACC